AUGUCAACGAAUUUGGAAGAAUGGUUUAAAGAUCAUAUCAAAGAACCUAUUCUCACCCAGCUUGAAGAAUUUCAGGAGAAAGAUUCUGGGAGUUCCUUCAUUCCACUUCCAAAGUUUAUAGAAAAGAAAAAGGCAUGUGUUAAUAUUCGUAAUAAUGAUAAUCAGUGUUUCAAGUAUGCUAUACUUUCAGCAUUGCAUCCUAGUGAAACUAAUCCCAAUAGAGUUAAUCAAUAUCGUAUGUAUGAGAACGAGCUGAACUUUGGUGAUAUAGAAUUUCCAGUCAAACUUAAAGAUUAUAAUGAAAAGUUUGAAGUAUCGCCAUGCCAUAUUACAAAAGAAAAGAAAGAAAAACAUGUAAAUCUACUCCUCAUUCAAGAUUUUUACAUAGAUGAAAAUGAAGAAAAUAAUCAUGAUGUUGGCGGAAGCCUGCCUAAAUACCACUACGUUUGGAUUAAGUAUCUGUCUCGAAUUUUAAGCUCUCAAUUAAGCAAAUCUCAUGUAAAAUCAUACCACUGCGAAAGGUGUUUACAAAUUUUUUACUUUUUAUCUGUUUAUAAAUCAUACAGACAAAAAAAUGAAGAUGAAGAGACACCGGCAAAAUGGUUUGUUCGAGAAUUGAAAGGAAUUAGUGAAAAGAUUGAUCUACUCUACAAAAAUCCAAAACCAAUGAGACUUACAGAUCUAGAAGAAUUAUCUUUUCGGGGGUCAACUGUUUGUCAUAUAUGUCGAAAGCCUAUUAAAAAUGAUGAACUCGCAGUACGAGACCAUUGUCAUCUAACAGGACGUUUCAGAGGGGCAGCUCACAAUUCAUGCAAUUUAAAUUACAAGGAUUCGAGGUUUGUGCCGGUUAUCUUUCAUAACCUCAAUUAUGACACACACUUCAUUUUGAAAGAGAUUGCUACUUCUACAAUAAUGACUGGACGAGUAUCUCUGAUACCUCACAACAAAGAAAAAUAUAUUUCAUUUACGAAGUUUAUAGAUGACUGUGACAUCAGUUUUAGAUUUAUUGAUUCAUGGCGUUUUUUACCAUCAUCGUUGGAAAAGCUUGCAUCAUAUUUGGAAACAGUGCCGAUAGCAGUAAAUGAGUUCAAAACUGAUGGAUUUACAGAUGAGCAAAUCAAUCUUCUGAGACGAAAAGGUGUAUUUCCAUAUGAUUUCGUAGAUGGAUUGGACAAGUUGAUGACUACAAAACUGCCAGAAAAGAAUGAGUUUUACAAUAAACUAACAGAUUCUCACAUUAUUGAUGAAGACUAUCAUCAUGCUGUUACAGUGUGGAAUAUGUUUUCUACAAGAACUUUGGGUGAAUAUUCUGAUUUGUACUUGAAAACAGAUGUUUUAUUAUUAGCUGACGUCUUUGAAAGUUUUCGAGAGACAUCACUGAAAGCGUAUAGUUUAUGUCCUACACACUUUUACACGACUCCAGGUCUCACAUUUUCAGCAGCUCUAAAAAUGACAAAAGUGGAAUUGGAGCUUCUCACAGAUAUAGAUAUGCUGAUGUUUAUUGAAGCAGGCAUUCGAGGAGGAAUAAGUCAAUGUUGCAAUCGGUAUGCUAAGGCAAACAAUCCCUACAUGGGAUCAUCAUAUGAUAAGAAGCAGAAAACGAAGACGCUCUUAUAUUUUGAUAUUAAUAAUCUUUAUGGAUGGGCCAUGGUGCAGUAUUUACCAGUGGGAAAAUUCAAAUGGAUUGAAUAUGAAACAAAUUCAAAUUUUUUCAAUGCACCACCAGACUCUGAUACAGGCUACUUUGCAGGUACUAGAUAAUGGACUUCGACUUAAAAAAGUGCAUAGGAUUCUGAGUUUUGAGCAGAAGCCUUGGCUCAAACCAUAUGUUGAAUUUAAUACAGAGAAGAGAAAGCAGGCCAAGAAUGAGUUUGAGAAGCUUUUCUACAAGUUAUUAAUUAAUGCAGUAUAUGGUAAGUGCAUCGAGCGAGAACGAUCUCGCGUUGAUGUGCGAUUAGUGAAUAAAUUUACUGGUCGAUAUGGAGCAGAAGCACGUAUAGCUCAACCAAAUUUUCAUAGUUGUGCUAUCUUUGAUGAAAAUUUGGUUGCUAUACAGCUAAAGAGAACAAGUAUUACAAUUAAAAAACCAAUAUACGUUGGUCUCAGCAUUCUCGAUAUGUCUAAAACAUUGUUAUACGAUUUUCAUUAUUCGUAUAUGAAGCGGCGACUUGGGGAAAAAUGUAAACUCCUUUACACCGACACAGAUAGUCUAAUAUAUGAAGUUGAUGACGUGGAUAUGUAUAAAAUAAUGAAAGAAGACUUGCACAAAUUUGAUACUUCUGAUUACAAAGAGAACAAUCAAUUUGGAAUUCCACGUGUCAAUAAAAAAGUGCCUGGAUUAAUGAAAGAUGAAUGCAAUGGCAAGAUUAUGACAGAAUUUAUUGGUUUACGUAGCAAAAUGUAUAGUAUUUUGAUAGAUGGAUCUGAGACUGUGAAAAAAGCCAAAGGCAUAAAGUCAAGUGUUGUGAAGAAAACAAUCACGUUCGAAGAUUAUCGAAAAUGUCUUGAAGAACAAAUUAUUGUUAAACGUGAGCAGUGCAACAUUCGCUCUAAAUUACACAUAGUGCAUACUGAAAAACAGAACAAAAUAGCACUAAGUCCGCAUGAUGAUAAAAGAUACUUAUUACCUCAUAGCACAGACACUUUGCCUUGGGGUCAUUACCGAAUUAUUGAGGAGCAGAUGGCACUGGCUGUAAGUCAAAUGGAGGAGGAUGAAAAAAUGGCUGAUACAAGAGGAGAAAGAGUGGGGGAGAUGGAAUUGGAGAAGGGGUAUGAAGCGACCAAUACUAAAGAAGAAAGCGAGAGAGCAAUGGAGAGGGGGAGCGAAUUGUCCAAUGAAAACAGUGCAGCACGAGUGGGGAUGACACUUUAUGGCGAUACAGGCGAACAAAUCUUUAUAGAAUACGAUGUUUGUGAGGAGCUAAUGCACGAAUGGAAUCCAUCGAUGGAGGGGGCAUCUUCCAAUAGAAGAGAUAUUCUACAAGAGGCUAUGGAAGGGGCAGACAUCGUGGUGGGGAAUGGGCUAUAUGAACCGACGCACCACGGUGAAAAGCACAUUCGAGCAGUCGAGCUUGAAAAUUACCUACCUUUGGAGAAGAAACCAAGACUCACUUAACAUUUUCAAAAUGGAUCUAUCUGCACUUAACAAAAUUGCUGAGCGCGAGUUCUUGCCUAAGAAGAAAGUCACGGACUUAGAAAAAGAUCAUGAGUACAUGGUGACUGCACUCAAGGAGGUGAAGACUAGAUUCGGCACGAAGAUCGUGGCUGAGAUUGAUGACAGCUUUCAAAUAUUUCUGCCAGAAAAGAUCUCAUCAGCAAUCUUGAAAGAUCAAGAACUUUUCAAUAAUCUUUCAAACACAGCAAAUAAACUUAGU
This is a messenger RNA of Nasonia vitripennis (jewel wasp), 3374 nucleotides long. RefSeq lists its product as uncharacterized. Gene Ontology annotation, molecular function: nucleic acid binding. Bases 1 to 1761 code for a protein of 586 amino acids. The transcript is spliced from 6 exons. The record is from RefSeq and is a predicted model, not a curated record. Lineage: Eukaryota; Metazoa; Arthropoda; Insecta; Hymenoptera; Pteromalidae.